AGUAAACAGAUUUCUGAUGACAUCAAGCCAGGAAGCACGUAUCCAGUAGUACAGUGAGUGAGCAUCACAUUCGAUGUGAACCACUACCAAAUUCAUUGGAUAAUAAACCUCAACCAUGAUGUCUGACUUGAAGAACGAGGACACCCUGCAAGGAGUCAUCAUUGCGGAUUCCUAUGACCGUCGAUUCGGUCCACUCACCAUCCACACGCCCAAAUGUUUGUUACCCUUGGCCAAUCGCCCCAUGCUCAAUUAUGCCUUGGCUUGUCUCAAAUCCUGUGGUAUCCACGAUAUCAUCGUGUACUGCACUUCUCACGCGGAUCAAAUCAAGGCCUUCUUGGCCGAGAUCAAGUCGGAUUUGGGCUCCAUCACGGUCAUCACCAAUGAGGAAGGAAGGUCUUUUGGGGAUGCCAUUCGCGAUCUAGAUGCCAAGGGAUUGCUGAGGCAAAACUUCGUUCUCAUACAAGCCGAUUCUGUGGCUAAUGUUGACUUGAUUCCGAUAUUAGAGCGGCACAAGAAAAGAUUGACCGAAGAUCGGAAUGCGUCCAUGACCUUGGUGUUCAAAAAGGCUGCUCCAUGUCAUCCUGGUCGGACUUUGGAUGAAGAGGUGUUUAUCGCCACCAACGGAGACACCAAUCGCGUGAUUCAUCAUCAAAAAGCCAAUUCCUCAAAAUUGAAUGUGCCUUUGGAACUCUUGGAUGGGAUUGAUGAGGUGCGAUUGUGCUUUGAUUUAAUGGAAACGGGGAUUGCUGUGUGUUCACCGGCUAUUCCACCGCUCUUCGCCGACAAUUUUGAUUUCCAAACGAUGGACGACUUUCUCAAGGGUGUGAUUGAAAAUGAUUUGAUUGAGAACACCAUCUAUCUUCACGAGGUGGAAGAGCAUUAUGCGGCGAGGGUAUCCAAUUUACUCACCUAUCAAGUCGUAACUCAGGAUGUCUUGAAUCGUUGGAGUUUUCCUUUUGUGCCGGACAUGAUUUUGAUAGGCUUGGAAAAGACCAGAGAAUACCGAUAUGAACGGCACAACGUCUACAAGGGCAAAGAUGUCAUCAUCGAGAAGGGUGGAUGUUUGAAAGAAAAUGUUAUCGUGGGUUCCAGUACUCGUAUUGGGCAAUACUCAAGCGUUGAAAACUCAUCCAUUGGCGCAAAAUGUCGAAUCGGCCACAAUGUCACCAUAUUAAACUCUAUAAUUCACAGAGAUGUAACGAUUGAUGAUGAUUGUUACAUUGAAGGAGCAAUAAUAGGAUCCAAUUCGAAAUUGGGUCCUGGGGUAAUAAUUCAUGAGCGAUGUGUCUUGGGCGAUCAUGUCGAAUUUGAAGCAAAGUUUGAGUUGACCUCCGGAUCCAGAAUAGUCAGUCAACCUCAAGACAGCGGAUUCUCAGAUGAUGAAGGCGGAGAAGACAAUGAUGGGUUGAAGAUUGGCUCCAAGGCUUUCAAAUAUGUUGAUGAUGUUGAAGAUGAGGAGGACGAUGAUGAAAUCGAGGUGAUCACUAAAGAUAUAUGGGGCCUUUCCCUGAAGGACGUACACAUGAGUGAAGACGAUAGCUCAAGUGACGAAUCAGAUAUUGAAGGCCUGGAGGAAGCUUGCGACAUAAUGUUGGAUGAUGACGCCAAGUUUUCAGUUUUCAAUGCCGAAGUGUUCGAGUCCUUGCACAGAGGCUUCAAGGAAGGGAUUAAGGCCGACAAUUUGAUUUUGGAAAUCAAUUCAUCUCGUCACGCCUACGCUGUCUCUUCAAAUCAAGUGGUGCACAGUGUUUGUUCAGCGGUAUUUGCAAUUCCGGGUCAGCAAAAAGAUCUUUCCGGACCGAAACUUUUGAAAGAGAUCCAAAGGGUGAUCAAAGCAUUUUCUCCUAUCCUAUCUAAGUACGUGAAAGACUCUGCGGCCCAAAUCGAAUGCCUCUUUACUUUGGAACAACAUUGCAAAGAUCACUCGGAUUACCUGGCCGUGGCAAUGAAAACCAUCCACUUCCUAUAUGAGACAGACAUCAUCACAGAGGAUGCUGUGCUGAAGUGGUUUGGCCAAUCAGACCGGCACCCAUCGUUUGGUCCUGGCUUCCGAAAAAAAAUCCAGCCCUUCAUCGACUGGUUGGAAGAGUCCGAAGAUGAUGAUGAUGACGACUCAGAGUGAUAUCGGAUAUUUUUCAUUAAACUUGUUUACAAAACUCAUGUGUUUCACCACAUCUUCCUUAUUUGUUGGUACAAAUUGAAAGAAAUGAUUUGGCUUUAG
Molecule: messenger RNA, 2221 nt
Organism: Tigriopus californicus
Lineage: Eukaryota; Metazoa; Arthropoda; Copepoda; Harpacticoida; Harpacticidae
Gene: eIF2Bepsilon
Product: translation initiation factor eIF-2B subunit epsilon-like
Exons: 7
Coding region: 116-2122 (668 amino acids)
Biological process (GO): biosynthetic process
Cellular component (GO): eukaryotic translation initiation factor 2B complex
Molecular function (GO): translation initiation factor activity; guanyl-nucleotide exchange factor activity; translation initiation factor binding
Source: RefSeq, a predicted model, not a curated record